Messenger RNA from Anopheles nili, 476 nucleotides. It is a transcript of the gene Rpp14a, whose product is annotated as ribonuclease P protein subunit p14. NCBI's taxonomy places the organism in Eukaryota, Metazoa, Arthropoda, Insecta, Diptera, Culicidae. The transcript has 3 exons. Gene Ontology annotation, biological process: tRNA 5'-leader removal. The coding region runs from base 138 to 476 and encodes 112 amino acids. Gene Ontology annotation, cellular component: ribonuclease P complex. The record is from RefSeq and is a predicted model, not a curated record.
GUGUACAAAAGAUCGCAUUUGCGGUAAACUAUCGUGCAGUUUCUGUAAAAGUGGAUUUAAUUGUCGACUGAACUAAAGUUCACGACGUAAUACACACGAGGUCGUGCAAAUGCUAUCUUUGCAGCAGAAGUUAUAUUAUGAGUGAAUAUAUAUAUUUGGAUAUUGAAAUCAAGCUUGCCGAGAAGCCAAAUCAACUAUCAGCAAUUUACGUGAAGGGCUGCAUAGAAAAAUCUCUCACAACCAUAUUUGGAGAAAUUGGAGGUCAAACGGAAGUAGACGUGUUGAAAUUCGAUCAGAAGAGACAACGCUUAAUUCUACGAGUUCCUAAGGAUUUUUACGUAAAACUACGUGCUGCUAUCACGUUUAUUGGAGAGUUUCAAGGUGUUCCCUGUAAUUUUUUGGUGAAAAAAGCUUCUCCUUUUUUGUUAACAUUAGUAGAAACACAUUUGCAAUUUGAAGCUGCAAGUAUUGCGUAA